Molecule: messenger RNA, 549 nt
Organism: Insectozyma verbasci
Lineage: Eukaryota; Fungi; Ascomycota; Pichiomycetes; Serinales; Debaryomycetaceae
Source: the annotation of a GenBank genome assembly
AUGAGGCCACUUAAAGAAUUCAAAGUUGGUACAACUAUCAAAGUUAAAGAUAGAAUGCAAAAAGAUUAUUCAUAUAAACUAAAAAAAGAACAAGGUUCAAAAGCCGAUGAUUUCAAUGAUGAUAAUUUCGAACCACAUUUAACACCGGAAGAAAUGUUAAAAGAAGGAGUAUUUGAAGGUAAAUAUUUAAAUGAUUGUGAGGAAGAAUUACCUAAAGAAUGGUUUGAAAAUAGUAAAGAUAAACGUGUAAAAAUUGGUGAUAAACCAAAUGUGGCAUUAAAUAGAUUUAAAAUUAAAAGUAGACAAAGCUUAGUUAUCUGGAGAGAAAAUUCUUGGAUUAUGGGUAAUGACCCAAGAGGUUGGUUUCAAUGGUAUUGUAGAUAUUGGUUAGGUAGAAGAUGUGACGAUGAUCAAUUUCAAAAGAAAAGAUGGAGGGCUUUUAAAAGACAUCAUGGGCAAGUUAAAAAAAAUUGUAAAAAAGGUGAUUUUAAUUGUAGACCUAAACAACGUCAAGCUUUAUUACAAUGGGCUUAUGAUCCAUUUGUAUAA